AUGACGCUGUUCACCUUAUUUGUCGUUCUUAGUUGUGCUUCUGUGAUCAGAUCAGAAACUUGUUUUGGACCGAAAGAAACUUCACUUAUAUCAACAAUUAGGAUUCCCACAGGACAAUCCACUUCAUGCCCAUCAGGAUGGAAGGGGUACAAGAAUCAUUGUUAUCAUUUUUCAUCUAACACCAACACUUGGAAUGGAGCCGAGAUCCGAUGCAGAACUAUGGGUGGAUAUCUAGUACAGAUAACGGAUUCUUCCGAAAAUGCAUGGUUUGCAAACAUGCAUACUAAAUCGGUCCAACAUCAUUAUGGCUAUUGGAUUGGGGCGACAAAAGUUCAUGGGGGAAGAUGGAGAUGGACACAUGACUCGUCCAAUGUGAAGUAUUUCAGCUGGAGUCGCAAUCAACCAGACAAUGCAGGAGGUAAAGAGAAUUGUGCUCACUUUUGGAGAGGUAUGGAUAAAUGGAAUGAUGCUGGCUGCACUACAUGGGGUAUUGGAUAUAUCUGUGAGAAAGUACAGUGAUCCAGUUAUCUUCCUUACUCAAAACUGAUGAAACCUUAGACAAGAAGAAAGCAAAAGCUGAUAUGCAAUCAGUGUGCAUUAAAACAAAAAUAAAAAACGUU
Messenger RNA from Mytilus californianus (California mussel), 620 nucleotides. Its product is annotated as perlucin-like protein. NCBI's taxonomy places the organism in Eukaryota, Metazoa, Mollusca, Bivalvia, Mytilida, Mytilidae. The coding region runs from base 1 to 519 and encodes 172 amino acids. Gene Ontology annotation, molecular function: signaling receptor activity. The transcript is spliced from 5 exons. The record is from RefSeq and is a predicted model, not a curated record.